CUUUCGUUUCUGCACUGGUCAACGUAUUGAACGAAUGAGCUAAAGGCGUGUUGGAGCAACGCAAAAAUAGUACGAGCUCGACAGAGGGGUGAGAGUGUAAAAAAAAAAAAGGAAUAAGACCCUUCCAGAAGGUUACGACAGAAUACAGAACGUUGGAAGAGGAUAAAGAGAUGCGAACAAAUGUCGAGGGAGGGAACCAGCUGGAGGGAGAGUACAGAACCCUUGUAUAAGCAGGAAAGUCGUCGUUGAAUGCGAGGGAAGGAGACAGAUAGAUCGUAACAGUGUAUUAGUAACUCGACCGAGCGUAUGAACUAAAGAGAGGGAGUUGUGUAGGAAAGAGAGAGACGGUAGAGAGAGUUCAGUAGUUUCUAGUGUUUCUACAGUGGCGUUCACGUUCAGUUCUCCGCUAACUUGCUCCGAAGUAGAAGGUUCCUCUUCGGUUUUCCGACGCUCCGAAUAACUUUUCUCUUCCCACGCGACUCAUUAAGUCCCAUUCCUAGCUGACGAUUUCAAGCAAUUUUUAUCGAUUGAAAUUCUUACUCCGGUUCUAAGGAGAAAUACUUUAUUCGCCGGUUCGCUAGGACUAACGGGAUUCGCGUUCGAGUUGGUAAUCCGCGAGGAUUCGCGUUAUAUGUAUUCGGGAAGACAGUUCCUGCCGUGGUGAACAAAACUGGCUCUUUCGGCUUUCGCGUGGUGAGAAUGUUUCUAGUUGCUCCGGUCGACAACAAUCGCUGGGCCUACACGAUGCAUGGAUUGGAGAAGCCUAUGGAUCACGUGUCCGCCGGCGGCCUAAUGGCGGGUUCCGUGGCUACUUUGGCGAUUCUUUGGGUUUCCCUGCAAGCCAUGGGUUUCCUCGGGAAUUCUCAUUCGAUUGGCGCCUACAAGUUGCCGAUGUCUCUGCAGAACUACCUGGCUAGUUAUACAGGUAUCCUUUCAGGUUUGCCGAUAUCGAGCUACUCUUACGAUGGCGGCGUCGUAGACACGGGUUAUUUCCACAAUCGGCAUUACCCACAUAUUGACGAGGCCGUCUUGAACAACUCGAUCACUUUCGCGCAGCGAUUGAUAGAACAUAUGAGCACCCUCGAAAGGAAUCUUGCAUUCGCUGGCAUCGAAUUGAAGCCACACUCGCCAGCUGAGAAACAAUUCCUUGAUUCAUCUCCUUCCGAGGAUGCUUUCGAUAGAAGCCUCGACGCCAUCGUGGCGACGAAGGCUUCGUCUUAUCUCCUUCAACAAAGCUGCCGCAGAUUCGGUAUGGAUAAGAACGAAUGCGCCCGUUACAUAUCUACCCUUUCGUUGCACGGUACCCCAUUGAGCUCCGCUUGCUCGACUUCUGGUCCGAGCAUGAUCUGUAACCCGAAGGCCAAGUACCGUACCAUGGACGGCACUUGCAACAACCUUGAAAAUCCGAGCUGGGGUAGUGCGAUGACCGCGUACAACCGAUUACUCUUCCCCCAAUAUUUCGACGGGAUCCAAGAACCGAGGCACAUCGGGCAAACGAAAAAACCGCUGCCAGGUGCCAGGUCCGUGAGUGUGGCUCUGUCAACUCCUAACAAUCAAGUGGAUACCAGUCGAACGUUGGCGGUGAUGCAGUGGGCACAAUUCAUUGCGCACGACAUUUCUUACACUCCAGUGCGAAAAACGAUAUCUACCGGGAAACCGAUCUCUUGCUGCCAAUCCGACGGAAGCAGCUUGUCUCCUCGUCACGUGCACCCCCAUUGCUCUGCGAUUACGAUACCUGAUAAUGAUCCUAUCUUCAGCAAACAUUAUGUACGAUGCAUGAAUUACGUGCGAUCAUUACCAACUAUUAGAUCCGAAUGUACUUUUGGACCCGUGGAACAGAUGAAUCAGGUGAGCCACUUUUUGGAUGGCUCGACGAUCUACGGUUCCACUUUAAACAAGGCUCGUGAACUCCGUGAGUUCGAAGGCGGCCGUUUACAAGUACACAGGGUAAAUAAUUACGAGUUUCUGCCUAUCGGCGGUGUCGAAUUAUCGUCCAGAUGCACGGAAGGCUGCUAUAAUUCUGGUGAUUUCCGAGUGAACGCUCACCCGCAGGUGGCUGUGAUGCAUACUGUCUGGCUUCGAGAGCACAACAGGAUCGCGAACAAGCUUGCUGAAUUGAAUCCCGACUGGUCGGACGAGAUAUUGUAUCAAGAAGCCAGGCGAAUAGUAACUGCUGAAAUCCAGCAUAUUACGUAUAAAGAAUGGCUGCCCAUAUUAUUGGGUAAGAGAUAUACUAGAGUCGUCGGGCUCAACGUGGGUUCUAGUUACAGUCGUAACUAUAACUCCGAAGAUGAUCCAGCGGUGAGCAACGAGGUCGCAACUGCGGCACUUCGCUUUUUGAUCUCGUUGAUGCAAGCAAAAAUUAGCUUGACGGACAACAAUCGCAUUGUGAACAGAACACUCUCGUUAGCGGCGUACUUCUUUAAACCGAAAAUAAUCGCGUCUAACGACAUAUUCGAUGGCCUAUUACGUGGCAUGGCUACUCAAACCAGUCAAAAAAUGGACAGCAGCAUCAUCGAAGAUAUUACGAGCAAAUUGUACGCAACUGAUGCAGACAGCCUGGGCUUGGAUUCUGUUAGUUUGGACAUUCAGCGCGGUCGUGAUCACGGUUUACCUGGUUACAAUUAUUAUCGCAAAUACUGCGGUCUCAAUUCUGCGAAGAAUUUCGAUGAUUUCUUAGAUUACAUUCCGAAAGAGACCAUAACUAAAUUGCGUUCGCUUUACGCUCACCCGGAUGACGUUGAUCUACUUGUGGGUGGCAUGGCCGAAAGAGCAACAGAGGAUGGAUUGCUGGGACCAACCUUCCGCUGCCUGAUCUUCGAACAGUUCUUCCGAGCUCGUCGCGCAGACAGAUACUUCUAUGAUUCUGCCUCUCAGCCACAUCCUUUCAAACCUGAGCAAUUGUCGCAAAUACGAAACGCGACGUUAUCGCGAGUGUUCUGUGAUAACGGAAACGAUAUCACGUACAUGCAACCAAACGCAUUCCUCAAACCACAAGCUGGGAAUGAGCUGACGUCGUGUACAGACUUCGAAGCGAUACCCAGCGUGGAUUUAUUCGCCUGGGCGGAAAGAGCGAAGGCCUACCGUUGAGCGUCCCCGUUAAUUGGCUGGUCACAUUGCCGCAUCGUUUAGCCCGAGUUGCAGGAACGGGCAUGAGAGCAGGAGCUUCGGGUCACUGAUAGAAAGGGAACACAGUGAUCUAAUAUCGAACUCGGAAUCUCGUCGCGAUGCCACGCGAUCGAGGUCGAAAAAAGUUGAACAGGAGCUGCAUCAUGCAGCAACACUAUGAACGGGCACGAUGGAGGAGAACAAAACAACUCGAUACGGAUGCACAACUCGGAAAAUAAUCGAACAAAAAACAGACAAUGAGGUGCAUCGAAUACCAACGUGACUAGUCGAUUAACCGAGCGCGCUAAAAAGGGAGCGCUACGGCACGGGGAUGAAAGAUGGCGAAUUAUUGUUCGAAGGGUGAAAAUCACUUCGGAGAUUCGCUUAUGUCCUAUGGAGAGCCUUUUCUUUAAAAGGAGUUUAAUACGCGAGAGCCUGGACGUCGUAGAUACGCUGAUUCUUUUUAAUCCUACGCUUAGAGUAUGUUUAUUUGUUGUGAAAGUAUUCACAAAAUCAUGUUGCUCUCGAUGAACGACAUUAUGUUAUUUACUGAUCUACGUCGUUUCAUUUUUACUUAUUUUCUUCGUAGGAGAGAGGCUUGCUUUCUAUUCACUUUUAUUUUUCUUUUUCUCUUUUCCUGCUCAUUCACUGCGGGAAAUUAUUUUUCGAAAUACAGAGCCGCAUGAUAUUUUGGAUGCUCCGUAUAGUAUGCAGCAAAUGUGUGAGUGAGAGUUUUCGUAUAUACUCAAUUUCAAUUCAUCGUGGUAUGGAAUAUAAUUUUAUUUUGCAUUGCAAAUUGCAUAUCUGCGCACGUGAGCUUCGAACAAGUUCAUAUAAUUCGAUAUUUUCAGUACGGUAUGGAAAACAUUUAUUUUUGUUAAUAAUCUACGAUGGAUUGAAAUAAUAGAUUUAGGUCUCGACUUUAUCAAAUGAGAAACAAAUAUUUUCGAAUGGAAUUUAAAGAAACUACAUUCAAGAAGAAAGACGAGGAGGCGAAAGAUAGUAAACACAAUGGUAAAUGUUCAUUUCGUUAGGAACGAGCAAUAAAAUAUUAAAUGAUAUUUUAAGAGAAUCUGAAUAACUUCUGAACAAUGUAAUGAAAAAGUUAGAUCUUUGAACGCAUGUAACAGAAGAAGUACGUUACGAUCAAGGAUAUAAUUGUUUCAUGCUUUUGACAAGUAGCAAUACAUUUGUCGAAACUUUUUAUAAUUGUAAACGAGUAAAAAUUCAUUAUGAAUUUCAAUAACUAUACGACUUAGAAGGCUGUAGAAUAUUUUUAAGGACACGUGUGAUUAAUGAGACGAGAACUAACUAAUUAAGUUCCGUAAUGAGUACGAAUAUGAAUACAUUCUUGAAAAAUUGAAUAACUGAGUUUCAGUCUUACAUUCAGCAUUCUCUUGAAAUUUAAAAUGCAUAGAUCAAUAAGUGAUACCGCGGUCAAGGGUUGAUGUGGGGAUGACCAUGCGCAAUCCGCGGUCCACAGAUGAAGUAAGAAUGAAGAUGUGCGAUGCGCAAUCGAGGGGUGAGAUAGGGAUGAAGCUGGAUAGCGUUGUCACGUUUAUUUUCGGCCUGUAGCAUAUAUUUCUUACUUUUGUGCUUCCGUUAGAUAUUAUACGUAAAAUGAGCGAAAUUUAUACUCUCGACUCAACGACGGAUAAACGACCCGAGGACAUCCGGUCAACGCACAGACUAGCGGCCAAAAGAAAAUGAUUACAGCACCUGUUUCAUUGGGUUUCAAAUUUAUGCGCAUUUGCUUUCUGUAAUUCGUAUUCAUUCACUAUAAUCAAUUCUUGUUACAUUCAAUCAAUCAAUCAAUCAAUUAACUAUUGAACAUUCGAACAAAACUCUGCUCAACGUUUAAGUUCUGUCUUUUACACGAUCAUUGGAGUACCGUUUAGGAGUACAUGGAGUAUGACUGAUUAGUUUUUAAGGAAGAAUGUAAUAUUGUUGAACAUUUUUUUAUACGUGAUUAGAAUUUACUUGUACUUAUCGCGUUCAACACGACUGAAGCUUUUAUUUUAACUAGGAUUAAUCGUGUCACGCGCAUUUCAUGAAUAAACGAAAUGUUACCAAUA
Ceratina calcarata is the source of this 5183-nucleotide messenger RNA. RefSeq names its product peroxidase. The coding region runs from base 700 to 3090 and encodes 796 amino acids. Gene Ontology annotation, molecular function: heme binding; peroxidase activity. The record is from RefSeq and is a predicted model, not a curated record. Gene Ontology annotation, biological process: response to oxidative stress. Lineage: Eukaryota; Metazoa; Arthropoda; Insecta; Hymenoptera; Apidae. The transcript is spliced from 13 exons.